AGAGGAAUCUAGCACUGUUUCUACUACUGUAGGCACAUCACUUUCAUCGAUUUGAGCAAAUCAAGCUAGAACCGACUUCUCUAUCGCCUGGACACCGGGUCCCGGCUGAGGCUCUUUCUUUCUCCUUUUGGCUAAAAGCCCCCGUUCAGAGGCUGAUUUGUCGCGGCGGCGGCGGAGAUCGCAGGUCGCUCAGUCUUGCAGAUGGGUCAGGGCCUGUGGAGAGUGGCCAGAAACCAGCAGUUACAACAAGAAGGCUAUAGUGAUCAAGGCUACCUCACCAGAGAACAUAGCAGGAGAAUGGCUGCCAGCAACAUUUCGAAUGCCAGUCAUCGUAAACAAGUCCAAGGAGGCAUUGACAUCUAUCAUCUUUUGAAGACAAGAAAGUCUAAAGAACAGGAAGGAUUCAUUAAUUUGGAAAUGUUGCCUCCUGAGCUAAGCUUUACCAUCUUGUCCUACCUGAAUGCAACUGACCUUUGCUUGGCUUCAUGUGUUUGGCAGGAUCUCGCAAAUGAUGAACAUCUCUGGCAAGGGUUGUGCAAAUCCACUUGGGGUCACUGUUCCAUUUAUAAUAAGAACCCACUACUAGGAUUUUCUUUUAGAAAACUGUAUAUGCAGCUGGAUGAAGGCAGUCUCACCUUUAAUACCAACCCAGAUGAGGGAGUGAACUACUUUAUGUCCAAGGGUAUUAUAGAUGACUCGCCAAAGGAAAUAGCAAAGUUUAUCUUCUGUACAAGGACACUAAACUGGAAAAAACUGAGAAUCUAUCUUGAUGAAAGGAGAGAUGUCUUAGAUGACCUUGUGACGUUGCAUAAUUUUAGAAACCAAUCCUUGCCAAAUGCACUGAGAGAAUUUUUUCGACAUAUCCAUGCACCUGAAGAGUGUGGGGAAUAUCUUGAAACUCUUAUAACAAAAUUCUUACAUAGGUUCUGUGCUUAUAACCCUGAUUUAAUGCGAGAACUUGGCCUUAGCCCUGAUGCAGUCUAUGUACUGUGCUACUCUUUGAUUCUACUUUCCAUUGACCUCAGUAGCCCUCAUGUGAAGAAUAAAAUGUCAAAAAGAGAAUUUAUUCGAAACACUCGUCGUGCUGCUCAAAAUAUUAGUGAAGAUUUUGUAGGUCAUCUUUAUGACAACAUCUACCUUAUUGGCCAUGUGGCAGCAUGAAAGCACAAUUGCUGAGACUCCAUCUUUUAACUUGAAACUAAAGCUACCCAAGGACUUGAUUUAGCAAUUAUAGGAGGUACAGUAGUUGAUGGUUAUUCUAACCUCUGUGUACAAUCAAGCUUGAGUGUACAACCUUUUUUUAUUUUUACUUUACUACUUUAUUUUUUAGUAAUUUCCUUGGAAAACUAAAGAUUUUGCAAAAUUUUUCUUAAUUUUGCUUAUCAUGUUUUGCACAAAACAGAGCCAUUGUCUGACAUAACUAUUUAAGAAUGUAAAACUGACUGACCUUGUACUCUUAAAAGAUGGUGUAUUUGUGCAUUAGAUUUGCCUGAAAAACUUUAUCCAGUUCCAUUCUUUUUUAAAAUAACCAUGUAAUGUAGACAUAUUUAACUAAAGAGAUUUGUAAUUGUUUUAUUGUAAAGAUUUUAACUAAAAUUUUUUCCUUUUCUCUCAAACCAACUUCUGAAUUAAUUUUAUUCUAAUCUGAGAUUAUUGUUAUCUUUGUAAAUAUUGGCUCUGACUUCAGAUAGAUUCUAAUAACAACAUUCUUUUUUCUUUGAAAAAAAAAAA
Molecule: messenger RNA, 1731 nt
Organism: Elephantulus edwardii (Cape elephant shrew)
Lineage: Eukaryota; Metazoa; Chordata; Mammalia; Macroscelidea; Macroscelididae
Product: F-box only protein 8-like
Exons: 1
Coding region: 202-1161 (319 amino acids)
Biological process (GO): regulation of ARF protein signal transduction
Molecular function (GO): protein binding; guanyl-nucleotide exchange factor activity
Source: RefSeq, a predicted model, not a curated record